AUGAGUGGCCGAGACCGUCCCCGCGGGCCUCCGCCAGGCCCGCUACCACCUCGUGGGGAUAUGCAAUCUGAUUCGGGUUCUAGCCCGAGCACCAUGACAAGAGGGGCCGCCUUCGAGGACGAGAAGAAGCGUAUCAUUCAUAGUUGUUUCGCAAAAAAGGAUGAAGAUGGUCUUUUGCUCGAAUCCUACAUAACACACGUCCGCAUCACCGAGGAUUCAGCGCAUCCCUCCAGCCCUUCCCCACCAAACGGGCCACCGGAGAACAAGAAACCCCGUAUCAUUAUCAUAUCUGUUCGAAAGUCAGGUAGAGUCCGCAUACACAAAGCUCGAGAGAACAAUGAAGGGACUUUCUCUAUCGGCAAAACUUGGAUGCUCGACGAUUUAAGCGGAAUUCAAUCAUUUGCGUCUUUUGUGCCGAGAACACCAGGAGAGCAGCAACAAAAGGAAUGGGCGGGCAAUGUAGGAUUCACAGUCACAAUUGGAAAGCCAUAUUACUGGCAUGCCAGGACUUCUAAGGAAAAGGAGUUCUUCAUCGGCAGCCUGGUCAAGAUCUACAGGAAAUACACCAAUGGAAAAUUCCCCAACCUCAUUGGUUUUGAUGACAAGGAGCGACAAAUUCUGUCAGUGCAUGGGCAAUCGGCACAACCAGGACAGCCAGCGCAACUAGCGCAACCAGGUGGGCCUUCAAGUGGUCCACCGUCAAGGGGACCGCCAGCACCACCGACACAACCAAAGGCUCCUUCAAAUGCUCCACCGUCAAGGGGGCCAGGUCCAAUUCCUUCAACAUCGGGGAGCCCGAUGCCUCCUUCGCUACAGCCGUCAUAUAGAGGUCGUGAUGCUAGUCGCGAUGCGCAUCGGGAUGUCAAAAGGAAGCCUUCCGAAGACCCCACACUUCGCACCCAAAGGAGCCAUGAGCAGAUGUCUCGGCCGUCGACCGGUUCUCGGCCAUCUACAGGACAAGGCAGAUCGGCACCGUCCCCCUUUGAUCUACACAAAUCUCCUCCAGCGUCACUCCUUUCUGGGCCACCUCUGGACCAGCAACCACCGCCACGCCCAGCCGAGCGUAGCGCAGCAAACGCAAAACACCCAAGUUCACAAUCGGAGCCCAGUGGAACAGAUAAUCUGACUGCUGCAGCGCAAGCCAACAGCUAUGCCGGUAUUCCAGAGUCACUCCGCCCAUAUUCUGCUCCCAAACCCCCACCUCUUGCUACCCAGCCAGCCCAGAAUAAGGCACCAGAAUUCAUACGCAGCAAUGAUGGACUUCGUCCUACCACUUCUGGUUCUUCCAAUAAUGAGAGUAGAGACACAGCCCCACGUCCCACGCCCAGCUUUGGGGCAAGGUCGCCCCAACGUAGUGGCGGGGAGAAGGCAUUCACGUUUAAUCCGCCCUCUUUGCCUCAAGAGAAAAGUGCAUCAGAUACCUUGUUAUCUGGACCUUCCGCACAGCCGCGGGAACCAUCUUCAUCACCAGCAAUCGAGGGACUGGCUUCAGAGCCUGCUGCUAUUAUGGCGGCGAAUCUGCCCUCGCCAGAGCCUACUCAAGCUUCCAAUGAAAAGCCCAAGACCCCUAUCGAAACUGUUCCUGCCGCGGACUCGCCAUCUCAAGCUUCCCCGGAACAGGUUGAAGAAACUGGCGAAUUCGAGCCGCAUCGCCCAGGGCUCGGCCCUAUGGUCAAGAAAAAGGAAGGCAAAGACAUCGCAGGCGCCUGGAAAAAGGCUGCAAAUGCUUAUGCUGGUUUCAAGCCCAGGGUUGGUGGGGCUGGUGAGCGGCUGCUGGCAGCCUCGAAGAAGACACAGACUGAUGUUGCGGGACCUGAUGGUAUCACCAGCGUUGUUCCGGCACCGUCCCUCUCCCGGUCGGCAACUGAUCCCCCGCAGAGUCCAGUGGUAACAAAGUCGGAACAAGAUCUACAACUCCCGGUUCCUGCUGCGGAGCCGGAGACACCAACCGUCGAGAUUACAGAGCCAGUACCCGAGGAGAUCGCAGCUGCCCCAGUUCAAACUCCUGAGAUCUCACGGGAGAACCUCUCUGAUGUUGUUAUAAAGGUUGAAGAUCGUUCAAGAUCGCCAUCCCCGGCAACUCAAGGACGUCGUCGCAGACGCCAUGAAGACCACACUAUGAAAUAUUGCCAGGCCCUUGGAAUCGAUCCCACCAUUCUCGACGGACGUGGUAUUGAUUUUGACGACAUCCUAACUGAUUUGGGCUGGAACGGACGGUUGGCCGAUGAACAGAAGAUUGAGGAUCUAGAAGCAGAUGUUCGCCGUGAAAUUGGCCGUGUCGAGGCCACUAGCUGGCUUGGCAACCUUGAACAACAGGAAGGAAAGGUGGAACAACUUGCGAGCUUGAUCGAUAGGACGAUUGAGGAGUGUGAUGAGCUGGAUGGUCUUUUAACCCUUUACUCUCAUGAACUGAAUACUCUUCAUGAGGAUGUCGCCUACAUUGAAGCCCAAGGUCAAGGUCUUCAAGUACAAACAGCAAAUCAGAAGCUCCUGCAAAACGAACUCCAAACACUAUUGAAGACACUUUCAAUAUCUUCAUCCGAGCUGGGACCCCUCAAGGAAGCCUCUUUGAGCAACCCCGAUGGGUUGAAGGAUACUGAAGACGCUCUAGCGACGUUGUACAAGGCCAUGCUCACGAUCGACUCUGACAUUGGGCAAAACAAGAAGCGUCAAGUCGACGCAAGUGUCGGUGUCUAUGCUGAUACAGAAAUCGGCCAGAUGCGUGCGAUAAAGCAAAAGAAGGAAGAGUAUCGCUCUACUGCAACCAUGUUCCUCAACCGACUGCAGCAGUUCAUGGCCCUUGCCUUCAAAAUGGCAGAACAAAAACGCGUUGAUUGGACCAACGGCGGUGCCAAGGAUGCGAUGAAAUUGGACAGUGCCGCACGAGGACACUUCCGUCAAGAGAUCUGGCGGUACAAUGCCCUGAUGCUGUUUGCCAAGGAGGUUAGCACGGCAGAAUGGCGUAGGCUUGUCGGCCUCUAUGAGCAGCAGUCCAAGCCUUCGUACCAGGGCGACUUCCGCGAUAAUAAUCUGGCCUGGAAGAAGACCGCGCGCAAACCAACGGGAGAUGAGCAGGAACUCCUCUUCACACACCAAGAGAAAGAGAAAGAAGCCGAGGGUCUCACCAUGGCUGCACGGAAACUGACUGUGCGACGAGGCAAGACGGUGCGGGCUGCCGCUGGGCUUCGACUAGCUUCGGGCGGCGCGAAGAAGCAAGGAAAGGCUGAGCCAUCUGAGGCAUUUGCUGGGACUCUGCGGGAGACAUUGAAUAUGAUGGCUCAGGAGCAGAACUUCGUCGUCCAAUUCUUCCAUCUCAAUUCUCUUGCCAGCGUCGAUUUCCCCGAUCUGGUGUCUGCGGCCAUCCCCGAAAACCGCACUUGUCCUGAUUUCUCUGCCAACCAGCCACAUGAUCCUGACCGGGGAAUGGCAAAGAGAGUCGAGCAGAUUAUGGAUGAGAUUUACUCAUUCUGGCCGAAUGAUAUGCAGAGCAUGGUGGACUGGGCGAUGCAAGCUGAUCCUCUCCAAGGAAUCGGUAUUCUCCAUGCCUUGGAGACUGCCAUGAAUGACUUUGAUGACACGAACCAAGAGUUCAUUCUGCAUGCACUGCAGAAAAUCCAUUCUCGCUUAAUGGGAUUGUUCAACCGAUUUGUAGAUGAGCAAAUCCGAGGUAUUGAGGAUACCAAGGUCAAGGUGAACAAGCGGAAGGGAGUAAUUUCCUUCAUGCGGGUGUUCCCCAGCUUCUCCAAUGCGGUAGAAACCAUGCUAUCAUCCCCGUCUGGUGCCUUCUGCGACAUUCGCGUUAGCGUCAAUGACGCGUACGACCGCAUCAACCGUGCGAUGUGGGAGUCACUCAAGUUCAUUGCCAAGGAAGCACCCGGCCAACCUCCGGGUGUCACUGCGGGUGCGGGUGAUCCGGAAGACAAGGAGAUCCUGAAUUACCACAUCCUCCUCAUCGAGAACAUGAACCACUACAUUGAGGAAGUAGAUGUACACAACAUCCCCGCACUUGAACGCUGGACCGAUCGGGCCCACCAAGACUUCCAGGAGCACAUGAAGCUCUACCUCAACGCCGUCAUUCACCGCCCACUGGGUAAACUGAUUGAUUUCGUGCAGUCAAUUGACAACCUCCUCGCUGCGGGCAGUAACCCGACCGAUAUCGCUGCCCGCGCCAGCCACUCCCGCAUUAUUGCGAAGAAGGUUCUCGCCUCCUACGAUAACAAGGAAAUCCGCCGUGGCAUCGAAAUGCUUAAGAAGCGUGUGGAGAAGCACUUUGGUGAUGCCGAUGAUCCCGGUCUUAGUCGUAGCCUUGUUGUCAAGGUGCUACGGGAGUGCGAGAAUCGGUAUGAGAAUACUUAUGACCGUACCCGACAGAUUAUUGAAGAUGUCUAUGAGGGUCAAUUGGAUUUGGACUGGCGCAAGGAAGAGACCCUUAGCAUGUUCCGGAAAUGA
This is a messenger RNA of Penicillium verrucosum, 4449 nucleotides long. Its product is annotated as GTP-Rho binding exocyst subunit SEC3. The record is from RefSeq and is a predicted model, not a curated record. NCBI's taxonomy places the organism in Eukaryota, Fungi, Ascomycota, Eurotiomycetes, Eurotiales, Aspergillaceae. Gene Ontology annotation, biological process: Golgi to plasma membrane transport; exocytosis. Bases 1 to 4449 code for a protein of 1482 amino acids. Gene Ontology annotation, molecular function: phosphatidylinositol-4,5-bisphosphate binding. The transcript is spliced from 3 exons. Gene Ontology annotation, cellular component: exocyst; plasma membrane.